GUCAUAAGAUCUCAGAGUCAAGGAAAAAAUAUUUGUUAAUAAUAGAAGUUUUGACUGCCUCUUUUAAUUCUUAAAUAGAACAUAUAUUGCUUUUAAGUUGCCAGCCCGAACAGUCCAGAACACAUCUAAGGAGGGAAUCUUGUGUCUUUGUGAGAUCAGUGGCAUGUUCAGCAUGGCUCCGCUAGGUUAUCUUUUUCUACUGUGCCUCCUGGCUCCUGCAAAUACAGACUUUGUGAUAAACGGAUUAAGAAACAUUCAGAAAAGGAGCACUCAAGAGCCAAUAAAUGAUGUGGAGAUUUACAGCAUCAACAUUGACAGUAAAGUAACAUCUCGCUUCGCUCAUAAUGUCAUCAAAAGCCGAGCUGUCAAUCGAGCAAACAUUUCAAAGGAAGCCUUUUUUGAUGUAGACCUUCCUAAAACGGCUUUCAUCACCAACUUCAGCAUGAUAAUUGAUGGCGUUACAUAUGCUGGAGAAAUUAAGGAAAAAGAAGUUGCGAAGAAACAAUAUGAGACAGCCGUGUCAAGGGGUCAAACCGCAGGUCUUGUUAGAGCAUCUGGGAGAAAAACUGAAAAGUUCUCUGUGUCAGUCAAUAUAGCGUCACAGAGUAAAGUCACCUUCGAAUUGGUGUAUGAAGAAAUGUUAAAACGCAAUCUUGGGAAGUAUGAAAUGCUAAUCCAGGUGAAACCAAAGACUAUUGUCAAACAGUUCAAGAUUGAAGUUGAUAUUUAUGAGCCACAAGGAAUUAACUUUCUGGAUGCUACAGCGACCUUCAUAACAAAUGAUCUGCUGCCAGUGGUCAAAAAAUCAUUUGCUGGAAAUAAAGGCCAUAUCUCUUUUAACCCCACAAUUGAUCAGCAACGCAAAUGUUUAACCUGUGCUGACACCUUACUGGAUGGAGUCUUCACUGUAACGUAUGAUGUAAAUAGAGAGACCCCAGGAAACAUACAGAUUGUCAAUGGAUACUUUGUCCAUUACUUUGCACCGUCCAAACUCCCAGAAGUGCCAAAAAAUGUUGUUUUUGUAAUAGACAGGAGCGGAUCAAUGUCUGGCACCAAAAUGACACAGACCAAAGAAGCUCUGCUUAAAAUAUUGAUGGAUCUCAAAGAACAUGAUCACUUUAAUUAUGUAAUAUUUGAUGAUAGAAUAGAUGAGUGGAAAGAUUCCUUAAUAAAGGCAACUCCAGAGAAAGUGGAAGAAGCAAAGACAUUCAUCACAGGCAUUUCCGCACGAUCCAUGACAAACAUCAAUGACCCUUUGCUAAGAGCAGUUGACUUACUGGAUAAAGCCCAUAAACAGAAUUACCUUCCCAACAAUAGUGUCUCCAUGAUUAUUCUGUUAACGGAUGGUGAUGCCAACACAGGUGAAUCAGAUCCUGCCAGAAUACAAGAAAAUGCAAAAAACAAAAUUCAAGGGAGAUACACCUUGUAUUGCCUUGGAUUCGGCCACCAUCUGGAUUACAGUUUCCUAGAGAAGUUGGCACUGGAAAAUGCAGGUGUGGCUCGCAGAAUUUACGAAGACUCUGAUGCGCAGUUGCAACUACAGGGGUUUUAUGACGAAGUGGCUAAUCCCACCUUGAUGGAUAUUGAAAUACAGUACCCAGAGAACGCGGUGUCUGAUGUCACUAAGAGCAGCUAUAAGCAAUACUUUGAUGGAAGUGAGAUUGUCAUUGCUGGACGUAUUAUAGAUAAUGAUUUGAAUUCAUUUACAUCAGAAGUGAAAGCCAAAGGAGCUCUUGAUUCCUUAUACUACAAAGAAGAAGUGGAUCUCAAGGAAAAAGAUGAUGCCCAGAAACAGCAGGAAUAUAUAUUUGGGGACUUUACAGAGAGACUUUGGGCAUAUCUUACUAUUCAGCAGUUAUUAGAAAAACGUGUUUUUGCAAAGGAACCAGAAAAAAGUAACCUGACAGCCGAAAUCCUGGAACUUUCCCUUAAUUACAAGUUUGUGACUCCAGUGACAUCGAUGGUUGUUACAAAACCAGAGGAAAAGGACAAACCACAGGACACAUUCAUUGCUGAUAAAUUUGUGGAUGGUAUAAAAGAUUCUCAUAGUGUGUUUGCUAUACAAAAGCAAACCGCUACUGGAGGAAACAAAAAGGUAGAAAGGGUUGAUUCAGAUCCUCACUUUGUUAUACAAGUUCCCAAGAAGAAGGAUGCAUUGUGCUUUAAUAUCCAAGAGCAUCCCGGCAUCAUCCUGAACCUUAUUGUGGACCCAGAGUUGGGAAUUGCAGUCAAUGGUGAACUUAUUGGAAAGAAAUCGAGUGGUAAUUUGAUAUCAAAUGAAACCUUUUUUGGAAAGUUGGGCCUCAUUAACAAAGGCAUGGAAUUGAAAAUCGAAGUGAAUACAGAUAAAAUCAUUGUCAAGAAUGGGGAAAAGAAGACAACUUUCUCAUGGCAGGAAAUAGUGACACUACGUGAGGAUGGGCUUGAACUUUUUAUUAACAAGAAAAAUGUGUUUCUUUCAAUGGGAGAAGGAGCAAAAUUUGUCAUUAUUUUGCAUAAAGUUUGGAAAAACCACCCUUUUAAUAGGGAUUUCCUGGGAUUUUAUACUUUAGACAACCACAAAUUCUCAGCAAGCGUUCAUGGACUGCUGGGACAAUUUUUCCAUGGAAUUGACUUUGAGAUUUCCAACGUGCAUAAUACUGCUGACCCAGCAAAACCAGAUGCUUCUAUGUUCGUGAAAAAUAGACUGUUGACAGUGACCAGGGGUUCACAGAAAGAUUAUAUGAAGGACGCAAUAAAUGGCAGUAAGGUGCCAUGUUGGUUCGUUCAUUAUAAUGGACAAGGCUUGAUUGAUGGAAAUCACACGGACUACAUCGUACCUAACCUGUUUAGCAUUGGAUAAGAUCUCACAGGCCCAUACAUGUUACAGAUACCAAAUUAUAUUCAUCACAAUGUUUCUUUCACAUUCAUCAUCUUGAUUUAUAUGAAAAUAUAUAUUUUUGCCAGUAAUACCUAGAGAGCAUCAGAGAAUUUGUAACAAAUGAAACGGUUUAGUAAAGUUUAGAGCUGUAAGUCAUGUGCUAAAUAAAGUAAUACAUUUUAAUUAAAUUGCAUUGAAAAAAAAUAGCUGAACAAAUAAAAUACAAAGGCUGAUA
Molecule: messenger RNA, 3095 nt
Organism: Pelobates fuscus (common spadefoot toad)
Lineage: Eukaryota; Metazoa; Chordata; Amphibia; Anura; Pelobatidae
Product: inter-alpha-trypsin inhibitor heavy chain H3-like
Exons: 21
Coding region: 164-2842 (892 amino acids)
Biological process (GO): hyaluronan metabolic process
Molecular function (GO): serine-type endopeptidase inhibitor activity
Source: RefSeq, a predicted model, not a curated record